Molecule: messenger RNA, 1656 nt
Organism: Annulohypoxylon truncatum
Lineage: Eukaryota; Fungi; Ascomycota; Sordariomycetes; Xylariales; Hypoxylaceae
Product: PLP-dependent transferase
Exons: 2
Coding region: 191-1534 (447 amino acids)
Source: RefSeq, a predicted model, not a curated record
UAUUUCCGAUACGGCUAACGGACACGAUCCCGUGGAGCGUACUAGUAGUUAAUUGCGCUAGCUGUGGUUAGGGAGUAAAACAUAUAAGGAAACACCAAGUCUUCAUAUCUUGGAUCUUUAGCAGGAUUGUAAUGUCCAUAAUCCCUUUUCGAAAAGAACUUGCAGCUUGCCAGCCUGUUACGAUCCUAGAAUGAGCUCCCAUACCGAGACUUCGGCCCCAUCCACGAUAGGGAGCGAUGUCGUAGGAAUGAGAGAAAACACUUCGCCGGUAUUUGGCCAGCGAAUGCUUCAACAUUUCGACUUCGACCCAAGUUGUCGUAACUUGAAUCAUGGGUCUUUUGGAGCAAGCCCUCGGGAGAUUAGAAAAAAGCUCUGCUGGUUUCAGGAUCUCGCUGAAGCAAGGCCCGAUCAAUUCAUUCGCUAUGAAGCUCCCGAUAUUCUGAACGAGUCCCGGGAAGCUGUGGCAAAACUACUCAAUGCACCUACUGACACGGUCGUGCUUGUUCCAAACGCUACUGUUGGAGUGAACACAGUCCUGCGGAAUAUUGACUGGAACGAUGACGAGAAGGACGAGAUUCUUUACUUCAGCACUAUAUACGGAGCGUGCGGGAAUACUAUUGACUACCUAGUAGAUUCAAGCCAUAGCCGUAUCUCAGCACGUGAAGUACGGUUAACAUAUCCACUCGAGGAUGAAGAAGUCAUCGCUGCCCUCAAAGAUGCGAUAGAAGCUUCUACCAAAUCCGGGAAACGUGCGAGACUUUGCCUCUUCGAUACAAUAUCCAGUCUCCCGUCUGUUCGUUUACCCUUCGAGCAGAUCACCAAAAUCUGUAGAGAAACCGGAAUCCUAAGUCUCAUCGAUGGGGCUCAAGGGGUUGGAAUGAUCGACAUCGAUCUAAAGGGACUCGAUCCUGAUUUCUUUGUUUCGAACUGUCAUAAGUGGCUUUUCGUGCCUAGGAGCUGCGCCGUCCUUUACGUCCCUGAGCGAAAUCAGGCGAUGAUCAAGUCGUCGCUCCCGACUUCUCAUGGAUAUAUCCCCAAAUCUGGAAAGCGGUUCAACCCGCUGCCGAAGCAUAAUGGGUCUAACUUCGUCAAUAACUUUCAGUUUGUGGGCACUCUAGACACGAGCGCAUAUCUUUGCGUAAAAGACACCAUAGAAUGGCGACAUCGAGUCCUCGGAGGCGAAGCCAAGAUAAUAGAAUAUAUCCAGACACUAGCGAGGGAGGGAGGUAAAAAGACAGCAUCCAUUCUCGGGACGUGGGUUCUGGAUAAUAAGUCGAACUCAAUGUCCAAAUGUGCAACCACCAACGUUGCUCUGCCUUUAGGACCUGAAGAUAGUAUCCGGGCUUCAGGAUGGAUGAUGGAAACAAUGAUGUCUGACUAUAAGACGUUCAUCCCGUUGUUCAGGCAUAAUGAUCGCUUAUGGGCCAGAAUAAGUGCCCAAGUUUACCUCGAUAUUCAAGAUUUUGAAUGGGCUGGCCAUAUUCUCCUCGAGCUCUGCGACAGGGUGAAAAGAGGUGAGGAUAGGAAUGUGUGAGCUGGCAAAUAUCCCAUGGGAAUGUUAUUAUGAUAGAAACAUUCUUACCCCAAUUUACAGAGAUUAUCAUAGUUCAGAAAGAGAAUAUUGAACAUUUAUGACCGGCCUAGUUGGUCUACUAA